AUGUACAACCUCGUGGGCUUUCCGGCACUGCUAUGCCUCGUGCUGGCUGUGGCUCCCGUUCUGUCUGCACCUGUCGCUGCGGGAGAUGGAGCCAUUGUGCGAAGACAGAGCCACCAUCUCAAUACCAACACUCAGUCCGGCUCUAACAUGGGCUUCUCGAUCCCUGAUGGUCCAUCCUUCAACUCUGGCCAGUAUGCCUCCAACAGAUUUCGUGAAGACCGUGGGGGCGACAAUGAUGAUGAGGGCUCAAGCGAGUCCAGCAACACCAACGCAGGUAAUGGGAUGAAUAUCGGCAUCCCGGGUGGUCCCAGCAUCAACAUGGGCAACUACUUCAGUAACAACUAUGAGGAGACUGAAGAGUCACGACCAAACCCUUCAACUACUUCCACUACGACUAUCCCAGAGUCCACGACGACCCCUCCACCUCCGCCAGUUAACCCUCCGCCAGUCAACCCUCCGCCAGUCAACCCUCCGCCAGUCAACCCUCCGCCAGUCAACCCUCCGCCAGUCAACCCUCCGCCAGUCAACCCUCCCCCAGCCAACCCUCCGCCAGUCAACCCUCCGCCAGUCAACCCUCCGCCAGUCAACCCUCCGAUCGAGACUUCUGUUCCUGCUCCUCCUGCCCCUCCCGCUACAUCUACAACUAUAACUGACUCUACCCAACCCCCUCCUGCUCCCCCUACAAGUACUCCUCCUCCUCCUGCUCCUCCAACCACCACUCCACCAGCUGCUCCCCCUACCACUGCUCCCCCUACCACCGCUCCCCUUACCACUGCUCCCCUUACCACUGCUCCCCCUGCUCCGUCUACCCCCUCCGAGCCGGCUCCUCCUGCUGAGACCGAGGAACCUGAAGAGCCAGUCGUGCAAGAAUGCCCAGCACCGGAGCCUGAGCCACAGCCUGAGCCCCAGCCUGAGCCCGAGCAAUCUCCUGAGCCUUCUUCUGAUCAUGGACCUUCCCCUGAACCGGAGUCAUCUCCUGCCCCCGAGCCUACCCCUGUACCUCAGCCCAACUCUACACCGAGCCCUCAACCGGAGCCCCAGCCCCAGCCCCAGCCCCAGCCCCAGCCCCAACCUGACCACGAGUCUGCAUCCGAGCCCAGGAUCGCACCCACUCCUUCUCCAGCUGCUCCAGCAUUGCCUGCAUACACCUGCCAAUGCCCUGCAUGA
Aspergillus welwitschiae is the source of this 1167-nucleotide messenger RNA. Its product is annotated as putative cell wall protein. The transcript has 2 exons. Bases 1 to 1167 code for a protein of 388 amino acids. NCBI's taxonomy places the organism in Eukaryota, Fungi, Ascomycota, Eurotiomycetes, Eurotiales, Aspergillaceae. The record is from RefSeq and is a predicted model, not a curated record.